AUGUUGGAGAAUUACAGCCACCUUGUGUUCCUGGGUCUUCCUUCCUCUAAGUCAUUCCUAGUCACCUUUCUGGAGCAAAGACAACAGCCUGCAAAUGUGAAGAGACAAGCAGCUGCCACCAUGCACCCAGGAGAGAAACCCUGUAAGUGUCAAGAGUGUGACAAGUCCUUCCAUUAUCCAUCAUUACUUUCUAAACACAAGAGGAUUCACACAGGAGAGAAGCCCUACAAGUGUGAAGUGUGUGGCAAGGCCUUCCGUGCUCCAAUAUUACUUUUGGAACAUGAGAGGAUGCAUAGAGGAGAGAAACCCUACAAGUGUGAAGUAUGUGGCAAGGCCUUCCAUUGCCCAUCAGGACUGUAUAAACAUAAGAUAAUUCGUAUAACAGAGAAACCCUACAAGUGUGAAGUAUGUAACAAGGCAUUUCCUUUGCCAACAUUACUUUCUAAACACAGUAGAAUUCAUACAGAAGAAAAACCCUACAAGUGUGAAAUAUGUAGCAAGGCCUUUCAUUCAGCAUCAUUAUUUUCUGUACACAAGAGUCUUCAUACAGGAGAGAAACCCUACAAGUGUGAGGUAUGUGGCAAGGCCUUCCAUGUUUCAUCAUCACUUUCUAAACACAAGAAAAUUCAUACAGGAGAGAAACCAUACAAGUGUGAAGUAUGUGACAAGGCCUUCCAUAUUUCAUCAUUACUUUCUAAUCACAAGAGAAUUCAUACAGAAGAGAAACUCCACAAAUGCGAAGUUUGUGACAAGGCCUUCCAUUAUCCAUCAAUACUUUAUAAACAUAAGAAAAUCCACACAGGAGAGAAACCCUACAAAUGUGAAAUCUGUAGCAAGGCCUUUUGUUUACCAUCAGUACUUUCAGGACAUAAGAAAAUUCAUACAGGGGAGGAACCCUACAAGUACAAAGGGUGUGGCAAGGCCUUCCGUUUGCCAUCAUUACUUUCAGUACAUAACAGAAUUCAUACAGGAGAGAAGCCAUACAAGUGUGAAAUACGUGGCAAGACCUUCCGUAUUUCAUCGUUACUUUACAAGCACAAGAGAAUUCAUACAGGAGAGAAACCCUACAAGUGUGAAAUACGUGGCAAGGCCUUCCAUUAUCCUUCCUUACUUUCUAAACACAAUAGAAUUCACACAGGAGAAAAAUCCUAGAAGUGUCAAGUGUGUGGCAAGGACUUUCAUUGUCGAUCAUUACUUUCUAAACACAAGAAAAUACAUACGGGAGAGAAACCCUACAAAUGUGAAGUUUGUGGCAAGGCGUUCCAUUGUUCAUCAUUACUUUCUAUACACAAGAGAACACAUACAGGAAGAAAACCUCUACAUAUAGUAAAGCCCUACAAGUGUGAAGAUUGUGGCAAGGCCUUUCAUGUUCCAUCAUUACUUUCUGAACACAAGAGAAUUCAUACAGAAGAAAACCCCUACAAAUGCCAAGUAUAUGGCAAGGCCUUCCAUUAUUCAACGUUACUUUCUGUACACAAGAGUCUUCAUACAGGAGAGAAACCCUACAAAUGUGAAGUAUGUGGCAAGGCCUUCCAUUUACCAUCAUUACUUUCAGGACACAAGAGACUUCAUACAGGAGAAAAAUACUAUAAGUGUGAAGUAUGUGGGAAAAUCUUCCAUUUACCAUCAUUACUUUCAGAGCACAACAGAAUUCACACAGGAGAGAAGCCAUACAAGUGUGAAUUGUGUGGCAAGGCCUUCCGUAUUUCAUCGUUACUUUCUAAACACAAGAGAAUUCAUACAGAAGAGAGACCCUACCAGUGUGAAGUGUGUGGCAAGGCCUUCCAUUACCCAUCAGUACUUUCUAACCACAAAAGAAUUCAUACAGGAGAGAAACCCUACAAGUGUCAAGUAUGUGGCUUGACCUUCCAUUAUCCAUCAAUACUUUGUAAACAUAUGAAAAUUCAUACAGGAGAGAAACCCUACAAAUGUGAAGUAUGUGGCAAGGCCUUCCGCAUUUUAUCACUACUUUCUGGACACAAGAGAAUCCAUACUGGAGAGAAACCAUACAAGUGUGAAGUGUGUGGCAAGGCUUUCCGUUUACCAUCAUUACGUUCAGAACACAGCACAAUUCAUACGGGAGAGAAACCUUACAAGUGUGAAGUGUGUGGCAAGGCCUUCCGUAUUUCAUCAUUACUUUCUAGACACAAUAGAAUUCAUACAGCAGAGAAGCCCUACAAGUGUGAAGUGUGUGGCAAGGCCUUCCGUGUCCCAUCAGUACUUUCUAACCACAAGAGUCUUCAUACAAGAGAGAAGCCCUACAAGUGUGAAGUUUGUGGCAAGGCUUUCCAUGUUCCAUCAUUACUUUCUAAACACAAGAGAAUUCACACAGGAGAGAAACCCUACAAAUGUGAAGUUUGUUGCAAGGCCUUUCAUUGUCAAGCAUUACUUUCUAAACACAAGAAAAUACAUACAGGAGAGAAACCCUACAAAUGUGAAGUUUGUUGCAAGGCGUUCAAAAGUCCCUCGGAACUUUCUAUACAUAAGAGACUUCAUACAGGAGAGAAACCCUACAAAUGUGAAGAUUGUGGCAAGGCGUACAGUCGUCCAUCAAAACUUUCUAUACACAAGAGUCUUCAUACAGGAGAGAAACCCUACAAAUGUGAAGACUGUGGCAAGGCCUUCCAUUUACCAUCAUUACUUUCAGAACACAACAGAAUUCACACAGGAGAGAAACCUUACAAGUGUGAAGUGUGUGGCAAGGCCUUUCGUAUUUCAUCAUUUCUUUCUAAACACAAUAAAAUUCAUACAGGAGAGAGACCCUACAAGUGUGAGGUGUGUGGCAAGGCCUUCCAUGUCCCAUCAGUACUUUCUAACCACAAGAGUCUUCAUACAGGAGAGACACCCUACAAGUGUGAGGUGUGUGGCAAAGCCUUCAGUUAUCCAUCAUUACUUUCUAAACACAAGAGAAUACAUACAAGAGAGAAACCCUACAAAUGAGAAUAAAGUAUGUAAUAAGGCCUUUCAUUGUCAAUCAUUACUUUCUAAACACAAGAGAAUACAUAGAGAAUACAUACAGGAGAGAAACCCUACCAAUGUGAAGUUUGUUUCAAGGCGUACAAAAGUCCAUCAGAACUUUCUAUACACAAGAGACUUCAUACAGGAGAAAAACCCCUACAGAUGUGAAGUUUGUGGCAAGGUGUACAAUUG
This is a messenger RNA of Acomys russatus (golden spiny mouse), 3150 nucleotides long. Its product is annotated as zinc finger protein 728-like. The record is from RefSeq and is a predicted model, not a curated record. Gene Ontology annotation, biological process: regulation of transcription by RNA polymerase II. Gene Ontology annotation, molecular function: DNA-binding transcription factor activity, RNA polymerase II-specific; RNA polymerase II cis-regulatory region sequence-specific DNA binding. NCBI's taxonomy places the organism in Eukaryota, Metazoa, Chordata, Mammalia, Rodentia, Muridae. The transcript has 5 exons.